Molecule: messenger RNA, 5089 nt
Organism: Owenia fusiformis
Lineage: Eukaryota; Metazoa; Annelida; Polychaeta; Sabellida; Oweniidae
Source: the annotation of a GenBank genome assembly
AUUUAAAGCUUUCCUUUAUUGAGACUUGUUCAUUAUUGGACCAGACGUUUAAUGAAGCUUAAAGGAAAUCAAGGAUUGGCCUGUUAUAUUGCUUCAGAAUUAGGUAGUUUGUAAUAUAUUACUGCUGUGCUAAGAACAACAAACAUGACCUGGUUUUAUGAUGAUUUAGACUUGACCUAUUGAGAUUUGGACCUAGACUAACUAAUGAGCAGAGAGAUAACUAAGAAAUUAGACAUUUUGGAGUUUUCACUUGAUCCUAUAGGAUUGUGAUUUUUUUACCUCAUAUUAUGGAACGUUCUAAGGGAACAAAUAUCAUCCCAAGUGGUCAGCAACAGUAUAACAGGUCACUGGCCUCAACCCAAAAUAACAGAUCCCCAGCUACACCCACACAAUAUAGCAGGUCCCAAAUAGAGUCACAACAAAAUAACAACUCUCCAGUGGUAUUGUCACCAAAGUACAAUAAUGGGUUCCCAGAAACAAGUCUGCAAUACGACAAUGUGUCACCACAAUUAAAGUUCACUCCACAGAAUUACGACAAUGUGGCACCUCACAUAGUGACACUAGAAUCUGUGAAUCCUACUGUUCGAAACAUAAAAGUGAACAAUGUCAGCCAAACUAUAACACAGACAGUGCCAACAAAUAUAACAAGCCCAAAACUAAAGACUCCUCCACCUGUGUUUCCAAAACCCUCCUCCCCAAGAUACCAGACCUCUAGAGCACCCCCUGUCCCCAACCACCAAGAGAAUACUCGGGGGAACCAACGCCCCACCCUUGCACCCCUCAGCAUAAAUGGGGUACAUCCUCAAGGAGAACAUCAGCCUGUACAUGGAGAGCCGAAUGUGCACCGGGAUGCUUUAGAAGGUGCAAAUUUUGUCCAUAAGGUGACGCGAUUUGAAAAGUUGACCAAUGAGCAGCUUGAUGAAGUACCCGCUCUUCAAUCUCCAGAAUCAAGAUUAGAGAGACCCACUCUGAUAAAUCAGAAUUCGCCUCAGAGUCCAGAAAACAAAUCUGAUUCGAACCAAAAUUAUGUAAUCUCACCAACCUCACUAUCAUCCAAUGAGAGUUUAAAUAGUAUAAAAUCUCCAAAGUUAAGGCAACUGACAGAGACCUUGCGUACACCAAAGUUUCCCCUGGACCCCAACACAACACUAGUGUCAACUACAAGAGAGUAUAACCCCAAUACAGAGAGUGUUAAAUCUUCUAAGGAGUCCUUAGUGUUAAAAUCAUCUAAUGUUUCGUUGAAAUCAGAAAAGCAAAAACCAUUGGAAAAAGAAAGGAAAGAUACACCAAAAAGUAUUGAUAAGAAACCACUUAGUGGUCCACCUGGGAAAGCAGGACAAUCUACACCCCCUGUACACUUGGGAGAGAAAGUAUUCACAUCUGAAACUAACGUUAUUCGUGUUGCAGUCAAUGGAGAGAGAAGGGCCAGUUUUGGUGCACCUCCUAAGCCAACUGAACCAAAGCCACUAGUCAGCUUAAGACAGAAAUCUGGAUCUUGGUCAAGUAUUGCAACUUCUACGGAUAACAAAUCACACCCUGAUGUUGAGGUGGUUCCACCUAUACCACGGAAAGCACCCCCUACACCACAGUCAGCGCCACCUAUAGGCCAACGCUCUCACAACAUGGAUCUACCUGGAGUGAAACCUACUGAGGAUAGGUCCCCAACUCUUAGUGGGGCAGAGAUGUUUGCCCAAAGUUCACCUCGAGAAAAUUUCAGUUAUAAUUCUCCCCACCAUGGUGCUCUGAGUCCAUAUUCAGAGCCAUCUUUUGAGGAAUUAGAUAAUCGGUUUAGUAUAAUUAGUGUCAGUGAUAUCAAAGAUGAAGAUUUGACAGAGGAGCAAUUAAAGCUAAAACAAAAGUAUCGAGAAAUUGCUGAGCAGCGUAAACAAGAACAAGAGGCUGCUCAAGCAGAGCAACAAAGACUUGAAGAAAUACUGAACAUGUGUGCUGAAUAUGACAAACAAUUAGAUAGCCCAACAACUUGGCCAAAGAAAAGUGCUGAUCCUGCGAGUCCUGAUUCAGGCUCUUACACUGAGAGUAUUUCCUCCCUUGAAAGAAAAGCUUCACGGAUUAAAACAAAUGGCUCUUUUACUAAGCUCACCUCUCCAUGCUCACCUACUUUAUCACAUAGAGAUGCUUUUAUAUUUGACCACAAACAAAAGGGAACAUCAUCCAGUGCAUCUGAUGAUGAGGUUAAUGAUGGCUCCCUGAAACGAAAUGUUGGCUUUGUCAGUGAGGUUCACUAUAUCAAUACAGAAGGACCAACUGUUGUCAAUUACAAUGGACCUCAGAGCUCGGAUAUCGUAAGUCGUGACCAGGAAGUAACAAAACAAGAACGUAAUACAUCUAAUCACGAUUAUGAUGAUGUCUACAUCCCAGAGGAUGAAACCAAUCCUAAGAUACGUCCACAACAAAGGCACGAGUAUGACGAAGUUUACAUCCCAGAUGAUGGUGGUCACCCAAUCAUUGUACCUUCAGACAAAGAGAAUAAAGAUAAUGUGGACAGUAAGAAACCUUUGCUCUCUCCCUCUCAGAAGGGGACAUAUGACAAUAUCAGCAUUGAUGAAAACUCAGGCAAACUAAUUGUAGAUAGCUUCCAGGAGAUGGCUCACAGGGAAGAACAUGAUAGAAUUGCCAGUUUGAGCCUAAAGAUUAAGGACCUUGAACAAACUACAUCUGGCACUUUAAGCUCACCAGAUAGUGAUCCUAUGUCAAUGGAGACCAGUUCUCCAAGUCCACAGUCACCAAAGUCCCCUCCUUAUAAGGGAUGUAAGUCCCCUACUAGCAGUUACAGUGAGGCAAUAGAUUCAUAUGGGAAGAAGAAAUAUCCUGUAUCUCCUACAUCUAGUUAUAGUAAGGCAAUAGAGCAGAGCGGCACACAUUUAGAGAGCGGCACACAUAACACACAAAUGAGCACCCAUGAAAGCACACAAUCAACCACUAAGAGCAAUGAAAAUAAUGAGCCUGAUCUCCGAGUUCAGAUUGACAAGUUGAAGGGACAGCGGACUGAGUCCAUACACAAUGUGGCCUCACUGAAACAGCAGAUUAUGGAGAUAGAGGCCCAGCAGAAUGAGGCUAUUAGAGAGCUGGAGAUGGAGCGUGCCUUGUUGGAGGGGGAACAUCAAAAUGAGAUGGAACAGUUAAAGAGAGACAGGGAGAGGAUUGCAGAGCUGAAAAACCAACAAAUGCAACUGCUGGAGAAUGCAGCCAAGCAGAAAGAAAAGGAGAUGGCUGACAUAGAGAGGGAGCAUACAAAGCUACAGCAGCUAGAGGCACAGCACUAUGAGACAGAACAGCUACUAGAUGCCUGUUCCCAAGAGGAGGAGGAUGGCCUGCUAGAGAGGUACCAGCAGGAACAGGAGGCCUUGGAAACACAGAGGAAGAUAUACGAGGACCUGGAAUUCCAUCAAUUAGAGAGAGAGAGCAAGGUGGAAGAGGAGAAGGAGAUCAUGCAGAGACAGCUACUCAUGGAGCAGAAUGAACUUGUGGAGAAAUACAAGUCUAGAGAGGAUACAUUGUGCCAAAUAGAUUCUCAACAGAAAGAGAUGCUCAACCAAGUUCGUGGAGAAAUUGAAAGUUUCGAGAAAGAACGACAAAACUUGCUGGAUGAAUUCCGAAAGGAAAAAAAUAAGUUAACAAACACAGAAAGACGAAUUCGUGAUUUUUCUCGCUUACUAACUUUAUCUCCUGCGUCAUCAACUGACAGUGAUCCAGUUAAAAUGGCUGACUUUGAAGCUGAGCUGGAGAAGAUCCAUGCACCAUCUACAGAGGAGAUGAUUCGUAAGAUCCGUGCUGGUGAGGAUGGCAUAAGUGGUGUGGAGAGGAAUGUGAGAGACUCACCAGCAUUGAAGGAGAUUGAGAAACAACGGAUUCAGCAUUUAGAAAAACAAGGUGGUCAAGUGAUAGAGGAUCAGAAACGUAGACUCGUAGAGUUGAAGCACAGAGCAGCCAAUGAAGUGAGACAACAAUGGGAGGAAAAGAGACAGCGAGACUUGAAUGGAUUCCACUCACUGGACUCUGAAGACUCAAGUAUAGCAAGCACUGAGACUACACCCUCUGAGAGAGAAACUAGUGUCAGUAGUGAUGAUCAAUUAGAAAAGGUUCAUGAGAUGGAGAAGUUGCUGCAGCAAGCCCAGAAUGAGAAGGUGGCUCUCCUCCAGAAUGCUGAAUAUUCACCUGAGAUUGUACAGCGUGAGGGUGAAAUGGCUACACUACAAAUGGAGAGAAAGAAACGUGAAGAGCUGGAACAAAGAUUAAUGGAGGAAACAAUGUUACGUGAAGAACUUGUAGAAAAGGAAAUCAAAUUAAGAGAUGGCCAAAGAAAACAGGCACGUCCACUCACACGUUAUCUUCCAAUCAGGAGUAAGAACUUUGAUCUACAUCAACACAUAGAAACGGCAGGACAUCAUAUUGAGGCUUGUCCAUUUGUUCAUAUCACAGAAGACAGUUGUAGAGGCUUCCUACAAAAAAUGGGGAGUAAAUUCAAAAGAUGGAAUAAACGAUGGUUCGUCUUUGAUCGUAAAAAGCGAUCAUUUUUAUAUUACUCAGACAAAAAUGAAGUAAAACCCAGAGGAGGGAUAUACUUUCAAGCUAUAGAGGAAGUGUAUGUGGACCAUUUGAAAUCUGUGAAAAGUCCAAAUCAGAAAUUAACAUUUUGCGUAAAGACUUAUGAUCGGACUUACUUCUUAGUUGCUCCCUCCCCGGAAGCAAUGAGAAUAUGGAUUGAUGUGAUAUUCACUGGGGCAGAGGGAUACUCAGAAUACAACCAAAGUUGAAUAAUAUGUGAACAUUCAAAACAUGUGAAUGGAUGUAGGAAUUUUAAAUCAGAGGUUUCAAAGAAUUCAUAAUGUUCAAAAGAUAUGGAUAUAGUAAGGAACAUUCUUCUAUAUCAGCAGGCCUCUAAUAUGCCAAUAAAGUGACAUUAAUGAUAAUUGACCAUUUGAGGGAAAACAGAUAUUGGAUUUUACGUUCAAUCAGGAAAGCAGCUAUUACCAAGUAUCUUGUUCUACUUACCAGUAUGAAAAACUAUAUCUCAGUCUAACAUACAAUGUUUAAUCAAUUUCAUGUCUAUUAAAUAUCAGAUAUUUUU